AUGGCUGGGGAUGGCUCAGAUGCGGCAUUUGCCUAUCAUGAACCACCAAUAGCAACCGUACUCAACCAGACUGGGUUUCUUGUGGUUUUGAAUCUCGUGAAUGUUUGCCUUGACAAACUUUUAUACUGUGGGCUCAUUGGGCAGCUCUUCAUCGGUAUUCUUUGGGGUACCCCUGGAGCAAAAUGGCUAGAUCGCGAGACAGAAACUGUUAUCCAGCAAUUGGGAUAUCUGGGACUGAUUAUGUUAGUAUAUGAGGGCGGUCUAUCAACAUCGAUCAAGUCCGUGAGAGCAAACUUGAUGGUUUCUCUCUGCGUUGCGAUCACUGGAAUUGGAGCGCCGAUGGGCUUGUCCUUCAUUCUUAAGGAGUUAGUCGGAGCAACCUCAUUGCAAGCUUUUGCUGCAGGUGCCGCUCUAAGCGCAACGAGCCUUGGCACUACCUUUACGAUCCUAUCGACAACAAAUCUGAUCUCUACGCGCCUGGGUACAGUUACUACUAAUGCUGCAAUGAUAGAUGAUGUCGUCGGUCUCGUUAUGGUCCAAAUCAUUUCAAAUCUUGGCGGGUCGUCCUUUACUGCGGUGACAGUUAUCCGACCAGUCUUCGUUUCUAUUGGUCUUGCCGUGGGUCUUUACCUUCUAUGCGCAUGCUUCAUCAGGCCGGUUUUCAAGAGAGUUAUCUCUGCUAAGCCGAAAAUCCCUAAUUUCAUGGGAAGCAUGCAGUUUGCAUUUUUAUACCAGACAGCCUUUCUGGUGGGAAUUGUUGCCGGUGCGACUUAUGCAGGCACGUCAAGUCUAUUUGCGGCUUACCUUGCGGGUGUUAUUGUUACAUGGUUUGAUGGCAUGAUCGCAGAGUUGAAGAUACUACCUGGCACUGUUCCUCCGGACACUCCUCGCAAGGACCCUAAUUCUUCAAACCCCGGAGCCCAAGACAACGGCACCCCUUCCCUGAGCGGACAGUGCCAGACUUCAGAUGCAGCUUCUACAAGUACACGGUGUGAUGAAUCACCAACAGGGGGAAAGGUUUAUGAGAAAUAUUAUAAACAGCCAGUCGUUCGAAUUCUGACACCGCUGUUUUUCGCAUCGAUUGGGUUUGCAAUUCCUAUCACCGAGAUGUUUAAGGGAAAUGUAGUUUGGCGCGGCGUCAUUUAUGCCCUUCUGAUGAUGUUCGCAAAAUUGAUUACUGGUAUUUGGCUCGUCCGCUUCUCCUUGCGUCCCCUCUCGAGCUUCGCAAGUGGACUGAAAAGACCAUUUUCUCGCAUUCCCCUCUUCUGCGUGUCUAAGAGAACCGAUAAAUUACAGAAAGGAAAGCAACAGACCGCAGUUGAAACCCCCAUUCAAUCAUCCGAGGAUUCCGCAGGCGUCUCGAAUAGCCAAUCAAACACCCAAAACCAAAUGACCAAGAAUCAUGGGUCUUCGCCUAGUGAGAAACCAGCCAGUCAGCCUGAGUCUCAAGAUGAACCUCAAGCAACAACCUCACGACGAAGUUCAGCGGUGACAUUCCCUCCGAAGCCGAAGUCGUUAUACCCUUCAUCGAUUCUCGGAUUGGCCAUGGUUGCAAGAGGAGAGGUUGGAUAUCUCAUCGCUUCACUCUCACAAAGCCAAGGCCUCUUCGCAAGCGGGUCCUCUGGUGAGAUAUCUGAGAUCUAUUUGGUUAUCAUCUGGGCGAUAUCUAUUUGUACGCUUAUUGGGCCAAUUUGUGUGGGUACCCUCGUCAAACGCGUGAAAAAGUUACAAGAGUUGCGAGGGAACUCUGGCUCGGAUCCGUUAGGCGCGUGGGGAAUCUGA
This is a messenger RNA of Penicillium mononematosum, 1782 nucleotides long. Its product is annotated as cation:proton antiporter. The coding region runs from base 1 to 1782 and encodes 593 amino acids. Gene Ontology annotation, cellular component: membrane. Lineage: Eukaryota; Fungi; Ascomycota; Eurotiomycetes; Eurotiales; Aspergillaceae. The transcript has 3 exons. Gene Ontology annotation, biological process: proton transmembrane transport. Gene Ontology annotation, molecular function: antiporter activity. The record is from RefSeq and is a predicted model, not a curated record.